CUCAUCUUCUAAUCGAGCUGUUCUUGACUAUCAAUAGAUCCCCCUAGGGGCGUAGAGCAACACUGAACUUCCAUUCCUAGCAGACGCGCAGAUUAAGGUUAAAGCUAGAAAGUAGAAGAAACACAGCCAUCAAGCUCAAGAACAGUGUUCUUCAUCAUACAGCCUAGCCUGUUGCUAACAAACGCUGUUCCAUCCAACCCCUCAAACCCCACUUCAGAGACCGACCAUGUUUAUCCUCCACCUUUGUGCACCCCCCUUUCAAUUACCUCCUCUCUCACACCUCGAACUUUCCCGUCAAUCCAACCAAAACCCGCCAUUUCCAAUCGUCUCAAUUUCAGUUCAAACCUUUUUUCGACACAAGAAAUGCUUAUUCAUUGCUGAAUUGAGUCGAAACCAAAGAAUGAAGAGUACAAAGUUAGAAGACCAAAUAGAAGAAGACAAUGUCCAUGAUGACAUUGAUUAUGAUGAUGAUGAAGAUGAGGAUGGGUUUUCGGAUCGGAGUCGAUUUAGAGGAAGAGAAGAGGAGAAGGAUUAUGACAGGAACCCUGAAUUUGCUGAAAUUCUUGGGAGUUGUCUUGAUGACCCGGCGAAAGCUCGGUCCAAAAUGGAGGAGAGAUUGAGGAAGAAAAGAAGCAAAAUAUUGCACACAAAAACUGGCUCAGCAACACCCAUGAAAGUGACUUUCAAAAAAUUUGAUUUCUCAAACUCAUAUAUAUGGUUUGAAUUCUACAAUGCCCCAUUGGAGCAAGAUGUUUCCUUAAUUUGUAAUUUAUCACAGUCUCCUUUGGAUAAAAGACCUAGUUAUGAUACCAUUCGGGGAGCAAAUGUUAACCCAGCUACAUUUUAUAACAUUGGGGACCUUGAGAUUCAGGACAACUUGGCACGCAUAUGGGUAGAUAUUGGAACUAGUGAACCACUGCUGUUAGAUAUUCUGAUAAAUGCAUUGACACAACUAAGCUCCGACUAUGUUGGAAUUAAGCAAGUGGUGUUUGGUGGAUCUGAGUUCGAGAACUGGACGGAGAAUUUGAAGUCAGAGGUUGCAGGUUGUAGUGUUCACAAAAUUUAGGCAAUUUAACACCCCCAGUAUAUCGAUCACUGGACCUUUUUCCUUUUCCUUUUCGGCUGCUCUUUGUUCCUGAUCAAACCAAGAAAAAGGUAUAGAAUCUAUGGAUUAGUCGAAAAACCAUAGAUUGGCAAGAGGCUAAAGGUUUCAUGUAUCAUCCUCAGAGCAAAUUUUCACAAGGUCAUGUUCUCAUGUUCAUCGGGUUUCAAGACCAAAAGCCGUGUUUAAGUUUGAAUUUCAUUAGUUUCUGUUGAAGUUUUUUGUUCUGAGCCCAGCUUUUUUAAAAAUAUACUGGCUUUAGGAAUAUAGGUUUGAUAAUGCAGUGAAUGAGUGAACUUUGAGACUUAUCUCCAUAGUAGACUUAGAGCAAUUCCAACGC
This is a messenger RNA of Ilex paraguariensis (yerba mate), 1442 nucleotides long. NCBI's taxonomy places the organism in Eukaryota, Viridiplantae, Streptophyta, Magnoliopsida, Aquifoliales, Aquifoliaceae. The record is from the annotation of a GenBank genome assembly.